Molecule: messenger RNA, 1131 nt
Organism: Lolium perenne
Lineage: Eukaryota; Viridiplantae; Streptophyta; Magnoliopsida; Poales; Poaceae
Product: F-box/kelch-repeat protein At2g43270-like
Molecular function (GO): protein binding
Source: RefSeq, a predicted model, not a curated record
AUGGCGCCGUACCUGCCUCCGGAGCUUGUGUGGGAGAUCAUGGUCCGGCUGCCCGUCAAGUCGCUGCUGCGGUUCAGGUGCAUCAGCAAGGCCUGGCGCGACAGGAUCUCCGCCGACGCAGAGUUCCGCCGCGCCAACCUCCGUGCCCAGACACCAUGCUUGCUCACCUGGAGCGGUACAGAAGAUGACCGCAACAACAUGGUCACUACCGUCGACGUCAGCUUAUAUGUGCCGGAGGACGGCGCGGAAUACACCAUGGAGUUGCCUGUCCAAGAACAGCCACACCGUUUCGCGCACUGCGACGGGCUGGUGCUGAUGCCCACGGAAACGGUGGUCCGCGUGCUCAACCCAGCCACACGGCGCGUUCUCACGCUGCCUUGGAGCCCCAACGGUGUAGCGCCGGAGUUCCGCUUCCAUGCGUUCCACACCCACCAGGUGUUUGGCAUUGGCCACGACACUCGUAGCGAUACCUACAAGGUCGCCCGCUUCUUCUUCACCUCCUUGGACCUACUCCCUACGGACGCUUACCGCUACAACUAUGGGGUGGAGGUGUUCACAAUCGGGGUGGACCGGCGUUGGCAUGAGACGGCGGUAAAACCGCCGUACCCUGCCCACAUUGGGCGAACCGCAACCUUCUUCAAAGGCUCACUCUUUUGGACCAUCGACGAGGAAAAACUCACUCGAGAGAUUCCGAACUCGGCGGGAGAAUCCGCACCAGGGUUUCUCCGCUUUAGGCUGGACGACGAAUCGUUCAGUGUCACGCCACCACCUCCAUGCUGCCGUGGGCUCAGGUACACAACGUCCCACAUGGCUGAGCUGCGCGGGGAGCUGAGCGUGGCUCAUGCAGGGCCCAAGUACGAGUCAAUUGAGAUUUGGAUGUGCAACGACGUAGACACCAACCCCAACCAGCCACGAUGGAAUCGGCGUUACACCUUCGACACCGUUUGUCUAUUAACACAUCCAUUUUUUGAAGCCAUUAUGUACUAUCGAUGCCAGUAUUUGCUAGUCCAACAAGUUCUCAAGGACAUUGUUGGUAUAGAUAAUCACUUUGCCCUUAAUGCUUAUACUUAUGCUGGGCGUAACCAAUAUGGAUGGGUAAUCCGCUACACUCCAUCCCUAGGUCUUGACUAG